AUGUCGAUACGCGGUAAUGCAGGGUAUGGUUUAGGUGGGCAGAACUCAUUCGGAGGAGGACCAAGUAUGGGUGGUAUGGAUAAGCAGAACGAACCUGGUACUCUCGAUGCGAUCAGAGAACAGACAAGCAAGAUUGAGGAUUUCUUGGAUACAUUAAGUGAUCCUGUCAAGCCAUACUUGCCAGCCAUCGGUCGAUUCUUGAUUGUCGUAACAUUCCUGGAAGAUGCAUUGAGAAUAAUUACGCAGUGGAGCGAUCAACUAUUAUAUCUGCAUGAUUACCGACACAUCCCAAGCGGUCUUACACAUCUUUUCCUGAUCGUUAACGUACUCGCAAUGGUCUCCUGCUCUACACUUGUCAUCACACGAAGAUACUCGGAUUACGCUGUUGGUGGAUUGAUUGGUGUAGUAGUCGUACAAGCUCUUGGAUACGGUCUUAUCUUCGAUCUCAACUUUUUCCUCCGAAACCUUUCGGUCAUGGGUGGCCUAUUGAUGGUUCUGUCCGAUUCAUGGGUCCGCAAAUCAAAGGCUUUUGCUGGUCUCCCGGAGAUCGAUGAGAAAGACCGCAAAAUGUACUUCCAGCUUGCUGGUCGUGUCUUGUUGAUCUUCCUCUUCGUCGGAUUCGUUUUCAGUGGCACCUGGAGUGUUUGGAGAGUGAUUGUGGCAUUUUUCGGUCUCGUUGCAUGUGUUAUGGUUGUCGUGGGCUUCAAGGCAAAGUUCAGUGCUAUCAUGCUUGUGCUUAUCUUGAGUGUUUUUAAUGUAUUGGUAAACAACUUUUGGACUCUUCACGAACACCACCCCCACAAGGACUUCGCAAAAUACGAUUUCUUCCAAAUUCUAUCUAUUGUAGGAGGUCUCCUCCUCCUUGUCAACAGCGGACCAGGGAAAUACUCCAUUGACGAGAAGAAGAAGGUCUACUAA
Messenger RNA from Botrytis byssoidea, 918 nucleotides. RefSeq lists its product as uncharacterized. Gene Ontology annotation, cellular component: membrane; endoplasmic reticulum-Golgi intermediate compartment; endoplasmic reticulum. NCBI's taxonomy places the organism in Eukaryota, Fungi, Ascomycota, Leotiomycetes, Helotiales, Sclerotiniaceae. The coding region runs from base 1 to 918 and encodes 305 amino acids. The record is from RefSeq and is a predicted model, not a curated record. Gene Ontology annotation, biological process: Golgi organization. The transcript has 4 exons.